CAUGACGUCAUUUGUUGACGUUCCGGAGUGUGGAAAUAUGGCGGCGCGCUGGAGCAGUGAGAAUGUGGUGGUAGAGUUUCGGGAUGCGCAGGCAACUGCCAUGUCAGUGGACUGCCUUGGCCAGCACGCUGUUCUCUCAGGGAGGCGAUUCUUAUAUGUUGUAAAUCUGGAGACGCCGUCCGAAGCACCACGCAAAAUCAGCCGCCAAAGCAAAUGGGAUGUUGGAACAGUCCAGUGGAAUCCGCACAAAACGGAGGCCCAUUUAUUUGCUGCAUCUAGUAACCAGCGUGUUGACCUGUACGUUUGGCGUGAUGGAUCUGGUGAACCACACAAUUCUCUGCAAGGACACACGCGUGUUAUAAGUGAUUUGGACUGGUCCUGGUUUGAACCGGAGUUUCUUGUCACCAGUUCUGUGGACACAUACAUCUACAUAUGGGACACGAGGGACACUCGGAAACCGACUGUGGCGUUAUCUGCCGUAGCCGGAGCCUCUCAGGUGAAGUGGAACAAAAGAAAUCACUAUUGUUUAGCCUCCAGUCAUGAUGGUGAUGUCAGAAUCUGGGACAAGAGGAAACCCAACACUGCAGUGGAGUAUGUAGCAGCCCACCUUUCAAAAAUCCAUGGACUGGACUGGCACCCUGAUAAUGAGUACAUCCUGGCCACUUCCAGUCAGGACAACUCUGUCCGGUUCUGGGAUUAUAGACAACCACGGAAGUACCUUGAUAUCUUGUCCUGUCAGGUGCCUGUGUGGAAGGCCAGAUAUACACCCUUCUCUAAUGGGCUGGUGACCGUGAUGGUUCCUCAGCUACGACGAGAGAACAGUCUCCUCCUGUGGAGCACACUGGAACUCAACAGCCCCGUUCACGCUUUUGUAGGUCAUGAUGAUGUCGUGCUUGAAUUUCAGUGGAGGCCACAGAAAGAAGGUUCCAAAGACUGUCAGCUGGUCACAUUGUCCAGAGACCAAACCCUCAGGAUAUGGAGAGUGGAUCCGCAACUCCAAAAGCUGUGCUGUGCGAACGACAUCACGGAGGAAUUGAUGGAAGGCUUGUCUCUCACGACAGAGACAGAAAAGACGCUGCGCUCGCAAGGUGCCGAGCCUUCGCUCAGUCCGGGACUCACAGCGGAGAACUCACAGGAUCAGCUCGAAGGCCCAUGGUCUGGGCUGAUGUCCAGUGGUAAGAAUGACAUCCUGGGUUUACCUCAGACUCUACAGCAGGAGUUUUCCCUCGUCAACUUGCAGAUUCGCAAUGUCAACGUGGAGAUGGAUGCCGUUAACCGGAGUUGCUUUGUUUCGGCCGACUGCGGAGCUAACCGUGUCCGUCUUGUGGUGAAGUUUCCUGCCCAGUAUCCCAACAAUGCUGCUCCGUCUUUCCAGUUUGUUCCUCCGACAAACAUCUCGUCUUCCAUGAAGACCAAGAUACAGAAGAUCUUGACAGAUACGUCACUUCAGAAGGUGAAAAGAAACCAGAACUGCUUAGAGCCCUGUGUCAGACAGCUGGUGUCCUGUUUAGAGUCAGAUAUGGAGGACGGUACAAACCCCUAUGUACUGACCAACCCUGUAACUCCUGCGCUUCCUGCUUUCCCUCGAGUAACCAACACCUAUGGUUCGUAUCAGGAUGCCAACAUCCCCUUCCCCCGCACCUCAGGGGCACGCUUCUGUGGGACAGGUUCCUUGGUUUAUUUCACACGGCCCAUGACUAUGCAUCGCACGCUCCCGCAGACUGAACCUACUCCAAGGUCACUAUCAGCUCUCUCAGCGUAUCACAGCGGAGUGAUGACGCCCAUGAAGAUGCGAACAGAGUCUCAGUCCACACUGAGGUUGUACAGCGGGAGCCCCACUCGUACUGACAAAGACCAAGUCUCUAUUUCGUCUUUCUACUACAAAGAACGGAAGCCUCCUCUGUCUGCUCCCCGCCGCUGGUCUGUGCAGACUAUUCAUGACUGUCCGAAAUCACGCCGCUGGAAAGGCAAGCGAGAGGGAACAGACUACAGCAACAGACCCAUUAAACUGGCUGGCAAAGUCAUCAUCCAGGAGAUCUCGUGUCUGCUUCCUGUGCACAAAGCCCUCGGGGAGACAUACGUACUAAAUGUUAAUGACAUACUGGACACGUGUCAGAAGAAUGGAGCUGCAGCCUUAGCAGUCGGCCGCAGAGAUUUAGCAAAGGUCUGGGCACUUGCUUCAGCAGCCACUAGUCUUGACCUCAAUCCUGACCCUGACCCUGAUGCUGGAACUCCAUGGGCUAAACAUCCUUUUGGGCGACAAUUGCUGGAGACAUUACUGGAGCACUACAGUCAGAUGAGUGAUGUUCAGAGUCUGGCCAUGUUGUGUAGCGUGUUCAGAGGUCACAGCAGUCCUCAGGAAUACUUAACUCUAUAUGGACAUCAACAACCACGACCAGCCAUCCCCCACUCUCGCUACCCAAGCUUCACCUCCAGUUCUGUCACAUCUGGAUCAUGUUCAAGUACCUCAGAUUCUGCAACGAUUCCUUGGAACAUGGGUGGUCGUGAAUCAGAACACGCCCCUCCCUGGAGUGAAUCGUUGCCUGAUGACUAUCGCUAUGCAAACCAAAUUUACACUGACCCACGAGAGCGAGAAAAAGAGCAACACGACAUGAACAAAAGGUUACUGGACCCCUCCAAUUCUUUCCAGUUCGAUGACUUUAAGAAAUGUUACGGUGAGAUUCUGCACCGUUGGGGUUUAAGGGAGAAGAGGGCAGAGGUGCUUAAAUUUGUUUCUUGCCCACCAGAGCCACACAAAGGCAUAGAGUUUGGCGUUUAUUGCUGUCACUGUCGCAGUCAGGCACGAGGCACCCAGUGUGCCGUCUGCAAACGCUUCACCUUUCAGUGCGCCAUCUGUCAUGUGGUCGUCCGCGGCUCAUCUAACUUCUGCUUGAGCUGUGGCCACGGCGGGCACACCAGUCACAUGAUGGACUGGUUCCGCUCUCAAGAGGUCUGUCCAACCGGCUGUGGGUGCCACUGCCUCUUGCAAAGCACCUUUUGAAAUUUACAAAAAGGAAUGUUCUAGGUUCAAUACAAGUUAAGCUCAGUCGACAGCACUUGUAGCAUAAUGUCGAUUACCACAAAAAAAUAUUUUGACUUGUCCCUCGUUUAUUUUAAAAAAAGGCCGAUAGGAUGAGGCAUUUACAAUGGAAGUGAAUGGGGCCCGUCUUUAAAGUUAAAAUGCAAUGAUGUUAGUGUGAUAAAAUCUUUGCACUACAUGGUUUUCAUGUGAUAAAAUCGAUUGCAGAGUUUACUAGUGUUACAUUCUAAUUACAACAAAGUAAUAUUGCAUAUAACUUUACAUAGAAAAGGUUAGUAAGUGAUAUUAUCACACUAAAAUCAUGUUAACACGUAUAAUGUUUGUGUGUUCUGGCUAUACGUGUCAAAAAUUGUGUAUUUUAACAUUUAUGGAGUGGCCCCAUUCACUUCCAUUGUAAGUGCCUCACUGCAACUGUGAUUUUUGCUUUUUUAAAUAAAAAUGGACGAGUUGAAAUUAUUUUUUGUGGUAAUCAACUUUUUUUCUGGUAUGCCACAAAUGCUGUUGGUUAUUAAACCUGGAACAUUCCUUUAAAGGAAUAAUACACCCAAAAAUGCACAUUUUGUCUUUUGUAAUUGCAUUAUUACCCUCAUAUCAUUUCCAAACCCAUAUGCUGUUAAUUUUGAAAAUUCUUCUCCCAGCUAUUUUCUAUAUAAAGACAAUUAUAACCACGGCUGUCAAGUCCUAAAAAGGACCUAAAAACACCAUAGAAGCACCUUAAAAGAAGUCUAUGUGAUUUGUGUGCUAUAUUCCAAGUCUUCUGAAGCCAUUCAAUAGCUUGGUGUGAGGAACAGAAAGAAAAUUAAAACAUUAUCUUAAAACAAAUCAUGAGAUUUGAGAGCUUCGGUGGAUUUUCACUGAAUAACGACUCAAAUUUUGGUCUGUUCCUCACACAAAACUGCAUGAAGAAGUGGAUUUGGGAUGACAUUGAGGUGAGUAAAUAAUGACAAAAUUCUCACUUUUGGGUGAACCAUUCCUUUAAGGAAGCAAAGCCUGAUCUCAUUAGGAUAUGUCUCAAAGCUCUUUGUACUGUAGCAAUUCCUCGGUGUAAAGACGUUGAGGAAAACAGAUUAUCCCUGCAUCAAAUGGGAUGGACUAACAGCAACUGACUGUUCGUUCAAGUGUAGAAUAACGUUUAAGUAGGAACCGCAAACAUCAACCUUAUAAUAGGUCAAACCAACCUUGUUAAUGAGUAAACAGUGCUGUUUUUUGCACUUUUAUACUGUUGAAUUGAGUAGAUUAAAUAUUUGCUCUACAAUGUGCCAGGAAAUUUCAUCUGUGAAACAUAAAAGGGAAAAGAAUGUUAGUGGCUGAUUUUUAUGUUUCUAAAACAUUUUUUUUUUUUUCUUCAGAUCAUUUUUCAUUUGAAAAGAAUAUUUAAAAAGUUGUGUUUUGUCCUGCAGAGGAGAAAUGUCUUAUGCUUUGAAGGAUGUACCAGCAUGUACAGAAAGUGUGCCAUAAGAAUAUAAAUACAUUUGACAAUACCAGGAUCAAUACUUGAUAUGCCACUUGAUUAGUUGUAGUAAUGCUGCAGGAAAUAUCUUUUAAAUUCUCUAUCGAAUGUCUUCAUAAAAGUGUAAAUCAAACAUGUAAACUGCCUUUACUACCUCAUAAAUCAAUGGGUAUAAUUCAUAUUGUUUUUUAAGCUAGGAAUAACAAAUAAACCUACUAAGAAAGUAAAA
Myxocyprinus asiaticus (Chinese sucker) is the source of this 4719-nucleotide messenger RNA. Its product is annotated as GATOR complex protein WDR59-like. The transcript has 27 exons. The record is from RefSeq and is a predicted model, not a curated record. Gene Ontology annotation, molecular function: protein binding. Bases 2 to 3001 code for a protein of 999 amino acids. NCBI's taxonomy places the organism in Eukaryota, Metazoa, Chordata, Actinopteri, Cypriniformes, Catostomidae.